This is a messenger RNA of Culicoides brevitarsis, 2633 nucleotides long. RefSeq lists its product as uncharacterized. The transcript has 4 exons. The record is from RefSeq and is a predicted model, not a curated record. The coding region runs from base 166 to 2337 and encodes 723 amino acids. Lineage: Eukaryota; Metazoa; Arthropoda; Insecta; Diptera; Ceratopogonidae. Gene Ontology annotation, molecular function: protein binding.
AGUUACUUACAAUAGUAGUUGCUAUUGCUAAAAAGUUUUUUCACAAAAAAAAAUGAGAAAAUGAGGAGAUUGUAACUAUUUCGUAAUUUAUUGUAGAAAAUGUUAAACAGCAUAAUCUCAACAGAUGCACACUCUUAAAGAUCUUGAAAACUAAAUCUAAAAAAUAUGGCAAUGGCAAUAAGUGAACGCAAAAAUCCUCUUCCAGGACGACGAGUCUUCAGUGACGAAGAAUUAGAUGCUAUAAAGACAAAUAUACCUGUUUUGGAGCGCGUAAAGUCGGAUCGUAUUGUCAUUACACGCCCCGAAGAAGAUCGUCGCCGUAGAACGAUAAUUGUCGAAAAGAAAAAUGACUCUUUUGGCUUUACAUUGCAAAGUUACGGAGUUAAUCACAGUAAUAGAUGUGUCGAAAAUGACACAGAUACUUUUACAUAUGUGGAUUAUGUUGAAUACGAUGGUCCUGCAUAUAAAGCGGGAAUGCGAGAGGGUGAUAUUAUUCUUUCCAUCAACGGAAAAAGUAUGGAUAAAGCAGAUCAUAAAACAAUCGUUGAGUAUAUCAAAAAUUGUGAUACGCGAAUGCGAAUGGUUGUGUUAUUUGAGGAUUGUGUACGAAAAGUAGAGCUUCAUGUGCGUUAUGUGCAACUUCAGGAACUUUUGCGGGCCAAAAUGAAUGAAUUGGAGAGAGUUUGCAUCAAGGAACGUGAGUUGUUAGAGGGAAAAUGGAAAACCCAUUCACUUCCAGCACGAAAAAAAGCAAAUGCAACGGCGCAAGACAAUGGCGAUAUCUCACCGACAGACUCUGGUUUUAAUGCUACUUGGAGAACAACAAGCUCGACGGAAGACAUCAAUCGUCAAAAGCAUGUUGGAACAAAUAUUGUACCUCCGCCUCCUCAAUAUACAUUUACUUAUCAAUAUAUGGAUCCUCAAUGCAAAUACAUCGUUAAAAAUGCAUCCAAUUCUAAUCAAAGUAGCGGGGAAUGUUUGGCAAACGCCGGCAAUAACAGCAAUCAUAAAACCCUUCCAGCACGUAGUAAAAGUGAUUAUCAUUACUUUUUACCUCGCACAGCUUCGACAGAUAACGCAACGACAUAUAACCCAAACGCCAACCCAAGCAUCGCAAAGCAAAAUUUAAUAUCUGGCUCACAUCAUCAUCAUCAUCAUCAUUCGGCAAUUCAACAGCAACAACAAGUGUCUGCUUUUCAACAAACUCCCGUACGUGCGGAUGCCUCGAAACAACGAAAGCACUGUCACAACCAUCUUUGUGCUCCGUGUAUGGCGAUUCCGAAGAGAGACAAAAGUCGAACAGGUCGCGAACAACCCACAAAAGGCGCGUUGUCUGGAAAAGAAAAUGAUAACACGAGUUUGGAUGCAUAUGAUUUGGCGAGUAGUCCAUGCUGCGAUCCAAAUUGUGUUCCGACAAGACGCAAGUCACGACAUCAUCAUAAGCACAAACAUAAAGAUAAAGAUCGCAUUCAACGUCCAAAAUCACAAAUUCAUGAACCAUCAAAUACCGUAAUACAUUCACAUCCCGACGAGAAACAUAAACAUAGCUUUAGAUAUUUUGACUUGAACAAUAGUAGCAACAAUGGAAUGAAUAGCCUUUGUAGUUUACAUUCAUCUAAUUGCACAUCGAGUGAAUUUGGGCAUUCGACUUGCGAAAACUCCGCUGGAAGCUAUACAACAUCUCUGAGCACAGAUACUCUCUAUUGGGAUCAACAAAACACACCCGGAAAAGCUGUCAAACAAAAUAAUCCCUGUCAAAAAGGGAGUUAUGGUCCUCCGCAUUAUCGUUAUGUUCAUCAUCAAGUUCAGCCAAUGCGUGCUACGGUACAGCAUUUUCAUCAUCCGGAAUUUGUUUCAAAACCAAAAUCGUGGGAUAAUCUUUCGCAAACGCCUCCAAAAGGAGCAACAGUUAAUAAUGGAACAUAUGGCUAUGGAUAUGGAUAUUUGGAUAUUGUUGGAGCAUGUAAAGGCGAUGGACAAUGUCAAUAUAGCACUAACAAAAUGCCUGUAAUAACGAUGCAACAACAACGGCAUUCCAUUCCGCGAAAGCAACAACAAAACUCUAACUACGAACGUUUCACACCUUUUGUAGAUAAUUAUGCGCCUCCUCCGAUGCAGUUUCUUCAAGAAACUACAACAAUCACAACGACAAUUACAACAAAGUCUACUGAAAAUUUGAUGGGUGCUGGAUGUUACAACCUUUCGGAUGGAAGUUGUGAAUGUCUAAAUCAGGCAGCAACAACAUAUGGUCAUUAUGGCACAAACAAAUUGAAUAAUUGUGCGACAACAACACCCAGAGGAGUUACUGCCAAAGUUUCUGAAAUCACAAGGCUCUAAUUUACUACUUUAGCAAAUAGGUUUUACCUUUAAAGAGUUUUGCCAUAUCAUCAUUAUCACAAUAAAUAGAUAGAUAGAAUGAAAAAAAAAAAAUUCUGAAGUUCAGAUGAAAAUUUUAUUUAAAAAUUUAGAAAAAAGAAGAUUAGAAUUUUGUUGUUACCAAAGCCCUCAUUGUAGUUAUCAGUUAAAAACAUGUAUUUUUAGGUGCGUAGUUCUAUAAUAAUUUAUUAUUAUAGAAUUUAUUAUUAAUAAAUAUAGUUAUUAAAGUUAAAAUACUGAUAAUGGUUGAAACUUGU